AUGGCGCCGAAUAGAAGAGAAGAACUCAAGAAGAAACAGGAUCUACAAGCUAGGUUCCAACUUGCGCAAUCCGCAAACCACGCGCGCGCUUCAUCGUGGCUCAUCCCCAAAAAACAAGAUCCCUCAUCACCGUCAUCAUCUUCAGUUGGGAAUGGUGGAGAUGACGAGUUUUUGAAUCUUAAAGUUGUACCAUCGGGAUCAACUCUCGGGUCGACGCGAGUCAAACAGACCGUUUCAGAAUUCAUCCAAUCGCGAGAUCCGAAGCGAGGUCAAAAAGAGGGUGAUGAUGAUGAUCAACAGCGAAGUGGGGGGCCUGGGGAGAUAAAACUGGGGGGAAGUCGAGCUUUGAAUUCGUUGUUGAAUAAAAUCCGCGAUGAGCUGCGCCGGCUGAUUGCUCGUGAUGCUAGCUUGGAUAAGCACAGGAGACCUAACGUGGUGCUGGCGAAGAGGAAAGUGGUAGCGGUGGGGAAUACUUGGAAUGGUGUAUCGGAUAAGAAUAGUGGGGGUGAUGGUAAUGAUGGUGAUGAUGGGGAGGAGGAAAAGGAGGGGAGUCGGGAGGCGUUGCGAAGUCGGAGUUUAAAGAGUCGAGGCAAGAUUAGCAAAAAUCGACCUUUUUGA
Messenger RNA from Lodderomyces beijingensis, 618 nucleotides. The record is from the annotation of a GenBank genome assembly. NCBI's taxonomy places the organism in Eukaryota, Fungi, Ascomycota, Pichiomycetes, Serinales, Debaryomycetaceae.